GUAUUGAAGAUGCAGGGCUAUCAGGCCGCUUGUGAUGUCUGGAGUCUGGGUGUUAUCGUCUACUGUAUGCUCAUCGGACAAGCCCCGUUCUCGUUACGUCCGGACGAUCGGCCGGAAGUGAUUCUAUCUCGUAUCGACUCGGGCCGUUUUGACACCACCCGACCGGAAUGGAGUUCCUUAUCUGAUAUGGCUAAAGAUCUGGUCCGGCGAAUGCUAGAUCCGGAACCCACGAAACGAUAUACCGCAUCGCAGGUUGUCCGUCAUCCUUGGGUUGUCAAGGUCAAUGAGUUACCAUCUGAACCAGUUGCGAAAUAUGCAGCUCGUGAUCCAUCCAAAAUGAAGGCUCCAACCUGUGAGCCCACAAAGACUGGUUCAUGCGCUUCAAUUGCCUUGGCCAAAACAGAACACCUAUCUCAAUUGGAGAAAGGUCGCACCAGCUAG
Messenger RNA from Echinostoma caproni, 441 nucleotides. NCBI's taxonomy places the organism in Eukaryota, Metazoa, Platyhelminthes, Trematoda, Plagiorchiida, Echinostomatidae. The record is from the annotation of a GenBank genome assembly.